AUGCCGUACUUUGACGACAUCUUGGUAGCCUCUAGAACACAGAGUGACCAUGCAACCCAUCUGCGAAAGGUGCUUGAAAUAGCACGCAACAACAAUCUGAAGCUAAACAAGGACAAGCUCAAGCUGGGUCUGUCUACAGUAACCUACCUUGGUCACCAGCUUAUCCGAGAAGGCAUUGCUCCUGACCCUGAAAAGGUAAAGGCAAUCCAGGCCUUACAACCACCAAAUGACAAGGCAGAGCUCCUGCGAUUUCUCGGAAUGGCAACAUACCUUAUGAAGUUCAUUCCAAACUUCUCAACAGAGACGCAACCUCUGCGUGAGCUCCUGAAGUCCGACGUGGCAUGGCACUGGACUCGCAAGAUGUCCAAUGCAUUCAUGGAGAUCAAAGACAACCUGACCACUGCUCCAGUGUUGCAUUACUUUAAUGCUGCGCGACCAAUUACCAUCAAGACAGUAGACGAGGAACAUGGUGUCCUGGUCUGCACAUUGGUUCACGCAUCCACAGCAAAGCUGGCUGAAAUCCAAGCUAGCACGGCAGCAGAUGAGGUCUUGAAGCGUGUAACGACCUACAUCGAGCACGGUUGGCCAAAGAAAAUCUCAAAGGUCCACCCGUCAGUCAGACCCUUCUACUCAAGAAGAAGUGAGCUCUACAUAACCGAUGGCUUCAUCUGCUAUGGCGAACGACUAGUAGUGCCAGAAGCAUGCAAGAAGGAUGUGAUCUCUAGACUUCACAUGACCCAUCGCGGCAUUGUCGCAUGCAAAAACCUGGCUUCCCAAAGCGUCUUCUGGCCUAGGAUAAACCAGGACAUCGAGGAGCUGAUCAGCAGCUGUGAAGUUUGUCAACGCCACCAAGGAGCAAAUCAAAGAGAACCACUUCUUGACCGAGACUUGCCAAUACGCCCAUGGGAGAAAGUAGCCAUGGAUUUCUUCUACCACGGUGGCACCACUUAUUUGCUUGUGGUAGAUUAUUACUCGAAGUUUGUGGAAGUCAAGAAAAUGUCGACUACAACGGCAUCUGCUCUUAUAUCAGUGCUCAAGGAGCUGUAUGCGUGCCACGGCACACCAAGUGAAGCUGUCAGUGACCAAGGCCCCCCAUUUGAUUCUGUGGAGUAUAGAAGCUUCAACAAGGAGUGGGAUAUCGUCCACAACCCAUCGUCACCACUCUUUCCGAGGUCCAAUGGACAAGCAGAACGGACAAUACAAACCAUCAAGGCCACAAUGACUAAGACUCUCUCCGAAGGAAAGGACUUGGCACUAGUGUUGAUGACCUACAGAGCAACGCCAAAAGAACCAGCCAUUUUGGUUUUGGCAUGGAAAAAGUUGGAGAAAAGCAGUUGUGACACAGCACCUCCCUUCGUCAGUCCAAUGCAACAGACUCGCCACCACAAGCUCAACCCCGCCAGACUCGCUCAGGAAGACCUGUGA
Ixodes scapularis (black-legged tick) is the source of this 1425-nucleotide messenger RNA. RefSeq lists its product as uncharacterized. The transcript is spliced from 4 exons. Gene Ontology annotation, molecular function: nucleic acid binding. The record is from RefSeq and is a predicted model, not a curated record. Lineage: Eukaryota; Metazoa; Arthropoda; Arachnida; Ixodida; Ixodidae. Gene Ontology annotation, biological process: DNA integration. Bases 1 to 1425 code for a protein of 474 amino acids.